Messenger RNA from Cannabis sativa, 1078 nucleotides. RefSeq lists its product as uncharacterized. The transcript has 3 exons. NCBI's taxonomy places the organism in Eukaryota, Viridiplantae, Streptophyta, Magnoliopsida, Rosales, Cannabaceae. Bases 185 to 625 code for a protein of 146 amino acids. The record is from RefSeq and is a predicted model, not a curated record.
UCUCUUUUUUUUUUUUUUUUCUCUGUUUCUCUUUCCUCUGUUCUUCAACCUCCAUAGCCCACGAUCACCCAGUUGAAGCCCUUACCCCCAUUUUUUCUCAACCUCCCAUCUAUGCCACUAUCUCCAUUUUGUUCGAUAAUCUCUGUAAGUUCUUCCUCCCCCAUUGUGUUCUCUUCUUCUAUAAAUGACCACCACUAGAAGUGGUUCGAAGUCCCCAUCUCCAGCUAAAAAAAAUUCUAAAAAUUCAAAGAAACCUCCUAAAAAUUCAUAUAAAGUUGAUCUUAAGAUGGGUUUGAAGCGCAUUGCUAAGAAAGUAAUGGGUGAUGUUUCAGAGCCAUCUGCUACUAAGAAAAGACCCAUUCCAAAUAAGGUCGAGUCUCGUAAGGCAAAGAGAGCGAAACCUUCGAAGUCUACAAAGGAUGUUAUAUCCGAUUCUGAUUUUGAGAACGAAAUGCAUGAUGGGAGAGAAAAGCCUAAAGUUAAAUCCAAGAUAGUUGUUGCUUGGAAGUUGUUGCCGGGUUGUUUCCAGAUUGCUGCAAAUCUGCCUGUGCUGAGUUGUUGUCAUCCCAAUGCCCAUUGCUCUGUACCAAAAUUUGUAAUGGUUCCGUAUCCUGAAAUAAUGUAAAUUAUUUAUUUGUUUCAAUUUCAGAAGUUGCAAACAACUAUUUCAAUCUGGCAAAACAACUACUAAACAACUCUUUCUAACAACAACAUUUGCAGAUAACAUUUUGAUCUGGACGACUAUUUUAAUCUGUCAAAUCAACUAUUAAACAACUAUUUUAAAGCAUUCAGUAAUUAAUAAGAAUAGAUUCAUCAUUUCUCGUUUGCAGAUCACAAACAACCAUUAUUUUACUGGAAAACAACUUAUAAACAACUGUUUGCAGAUUAAAACUCUGUAGCAUAUAAUUAUAUGCAUUAAUAUUUGUUUUAUGCAAACCGUUGUUGUUUUUUGUUCAAAUUCACCAAUAUUUUAUUAUUAUUUCAAUUUAUUCUAGUUUUCCUCAAUUAAUAACAAAUUCUCAUUUAUGUAGAAUAAAAGAUUGGAAGAUGUUCAUGAAGAAAUUGUAUUACCUUCAAU